AUGUUUCUUGAGAAGUCAAAGUCACUCUCUUGUAACCAAUGCACUCGAUGGGUGAAAAUUGAAUCUGCAAAGUACUCUUUGAUCAAUUCACCUAAAGGUUUAGAUAUAUUUGAAGUGACUGCUACAGAAGUUUUCAGUGGUAAAAUCUUAUGUGGAUUUAUAGUUUAUAAUAUAAUAUGUUCUGCCGGUUGUUCUGUUACUUUAUUAUGUGAUGGUGGCAUGUUUGUGCUAGACUGGGUGGUGUUUUUAUUAGAUUUUCUCCAUCAGGCAUGGAAGAUUGAGGUGUACUUUUUGUUAGUUCUCCGAGUUUGCUGA
This is a messenger RNA of Dentiscutata erythropus, 315 nucleotides long. The record is from the annotation of a GenBank genome assembly. NCBI's taxonomy places the organism in Eukaryota, Fungi, Glomeromycota, Glomeromycetes, Diversisporales, Gigasporaceae.